AGCUCGUGAAGAAGAGGCCUCAGCAGGGCUGAACGGCUUCUGACGACAAUUGUGUGCAGCACCACAUAUCAGCUUUGAACGAGUGCUCCCGCCGGUCGUAUAGGCCCCAUGUUGACCCAUGCCUGCACAUCUUGGCGGCGCGUCUGUCUUCGAUGUGCAACGCAUGGCUGCGCAUCCUUGUCAUGAAUCCAUGAUUCGCAGAUUCGUGACACGACUCCUGGGUGUAAGAAUACAACCCACUGCGUGAACGUCUAGCGGCACAUCUGCAGCCUGGCGAAUAUCUGCUUGAAAGCCCUCAGCCAUGGCCCGUGCCAAGGAAUGAACUGCCUGCAGGACGCCCUCCUGCAGUAAGACGAAACCGAGGGAGCUACUUUUGUUCAAAAAACAUGGGGCGCAAGGUGCAGACAUUGACAGGAGUAGAUAUAGCCCGGGCAACAGGGACUAUACCGUUCGGAGUUGAUGUUCCGGAACUCUUGCCAAACCAUCACAGCGAAGACAGCUUCUUCGUCCCUCUUCGCCCUACGAACUUGGGAAGCACCCGCGCUGUGCAUCCUCCGGGGUUGCUCGAAUCAGGCGAUCUCUUCCGCAUGGUGUUUCCACUUUGUUCUUUUUCCACUUGUCUGCAAUAUUAAACUUUUUGAGAACCUUAUCUCUGGAAUUGACUGGAGCACGGUUACAGAAGAAAGAGAUCCUAAUAAAUCAUACAACAUAUUUUCAAAACACUUGACAUCUUUAUAUGACGCGUGCUUCCCUCUUAAGCCCUACAAAAAACACAGAAAAUGCAGAAAACCAUGGGUGACAGUAGAACUAUACAACAGAAUUAAAGUCAAAAACAACCUUUUUCAAGUUUUCCUAUCUUCUGGAGACGAAAACGAUUUACGUGAAUUAAAAAAGAUUCGUAAUACAUUGAACAAAGAUUUGAAGAAAGCCAUGACGAAAUACUACAUUACUAAAUUUACCACUCAUUCAGGAGACGCGCGCCGGCUGUGGGACACAAUAAAUCAGCUCAUUAACAAAAAGGAGAUAUCCAGACGAAUAAAAUUUGAAAAACUGGGCAUGAGUAGAUUAGAAAUCGCUGACACCUUUAACAAAUACUUUUUAACAGUUGGUGAGUCUACCACAGACAGCACGGAAACGUGUUGCGAGAACUACAUAGCAUCAAAUUACCCGUCUAGUGUAUUCCUGUUUCCUACUGAUCAACAAGAAGUGGUAAAGCUAAUCACGUCAUUAAAGGAUAACUGUGCUUGCGGCCCAGAUGACAUUAAGCCAAAGCCUUUAAAGGCUAUAAGUCACAUUAUCGCUACACCAUUAACGCACAUUUAUAACUUCAUGUUAUCUUCAGGUGUUUUUCCCGAUCAAAUGAAAGUUGCGAAAGUAACUGUCAUCCAUAAAGGUGGGUCAUUUGAUGAGCUUAACAAUUACAGACCUAUAUCUGUACUCUCUGUGUUCGCGGAAAUGGCUGAACGAGUUAUAUACAAGAGGAUUAUGUGCUUUCUAAACGCAAACAUUAUAAUAGCAAAAGACCAGUAUGGAUUUUGCGAAAACAAGUCUGCUGAGUCGGCUCUACUCAGCAUCAAAGAAUACAUUCUAGACAACAUUGGACACACAAUCUUUACACUAGGAAUAUUUCUGGAUUUUAGAUAGGCAUUUGACAGUAUACAACACGAUCUACUUUUACGAAAACUACCGUAUUAUGGCAUUCGGGGUACCACAGCUCAGUUAAUACAAGGUUAUCUCUCGUCUAGAAAACAAUAUACUGUUGUAUAUAAUACACACUUUCAAGUUGAACACAUUAAGUAUGAUGUCCCCCAGGGAUCGAUUCUUGGACCAAUCCUAUUCCUGCUGUUCAUUAAUGAUAUCGUAAAUAUCGAUGGACACAAGAAAAUAAUAUUGUAUGCUGAUGACACAAACGUUUUUUUCGCAGGUUCAAACGUAUGUGAACUAUAUAAAGAAGCGAACGUUUGGAUGGAGAAAUUAAAUUCAUGGGUAAAUGCAAAUGAACUUCAAUUGAAUAUCGCUAAAACAAAUUACAUGUUUUUCAAGACUAAAGGAGUAGCUCACAUACCAUGCACUCCAAUUUACUUCCAGAGCACCGAGAUUCAGCGCACAACAACAAUAAAAUUUCGAGGAGUUCUAUUCCAAGAACAACUUUCUUGGUCUCCUCACAUUGACACGAUAAAAAAAAGAUCUUUCCAGGAGAAUCGGCAUUUUAAAUAGACUGACAUACUACGUCCCAUUAAAUGUCAAGCUGCAAAUUUACUACGCACUAGUACAUUCACGACUAGCAUACUGCUCCUUGGUGUGGCUAACAACGACCACUACAAACCUUCAUUCUCUGUUGAUAUUACAAAAGCGUGCUAUACGUGCUAUAUCAACACUCCCCUUUACGAAAGUGCCCGACCAUAUUUUAAAAUGUACGAAGUAUUACGUAUAAAACUGUUAUACAGACAUAAGCUAUGUCUAGAGAUAUUACACCAGUAUAAACUAAAUACAUCACUAUUCUUGGACACAUAAUAUGUGAAGCAAACACCAUACGAGCUGAGAAAGAGCCUGAUAUACAAAUAUAGAUCACGCACGAACUACGGUGACCAACGAUUAGCGUCACAAAUUCCAAACAUUCUAAACAAACACCCAACUAUAUUACAUUUACUUGAAGACGGAAUUUCAGGUAGAUCAAUUAAAAAAAUAACGAAAGAGUUCCUAGUGGAUGAAACCGAUGCUUUUCUUGAUUGUUGAAAUUUGCAGUUAAUGAUGUUUUUGUAUUCGUUGCACCUUGUUCAUUAUUGUUCCUUGCCUGUUGUUUAUUAUAAUCUAUAUUUGUCUUGUAGAGCAACUCGAUUUUCUAGUCAAGAUGUUUCUUCUUAAUAUAUUUGAUAGAGGGCCUGCAUUUACUUGUGUUUGCCACCACUCGAAUGAGGACUGUUUGUAUUUCUGUUCUUUUGUUCACACUUCUGGCGGUUCCUGUUUGAUUAUGGUGCCCGUGUAUGAUAACACGUGAUGUUAACAUUUUCUGAGUGCUGUGCUUGCGGUGUGUUUCUGCUUUUCUGCCAGGGUGGCACGACCCAGUCACGCUUUUACUUAGCCUUUA
Messenger RNA from Rhipicephalus microplus (southern cattle tick), 3088 nucleotides. Its product is annotated as retrovirus-related Pol polyprotein from transposon 412. Gene Ontology annotation, biological process: DNA integration. Gene Ontology annotation, molecular function: nucleic acid binding. The record is from RefSeq and is a predicted model, not a curated record. NCBI's taxonomy places the organism in Eukaryota, Metazoa, Arthropoda, Arachnida, Ixodida, Ixodidae.